This is a messenger RNA of Aspergillus pseudonomiae, 992 nucleotides long. RefSeq lists its product as uncharacterized. The transcript has 2 exons. Bases 533 to 823 code for a protein of 96 amino acids. The record is from RefSeq and is a predicted model, not a curated record. NCBI's taxonomy places the organism in Eukaryota, Fungi, Ascomycota, Eurotiomycetes, Eurotiales, Aspergillaceae.
GUCUGUUACCUGCUUAAGUAGGUCAGUCCUGGUUCCUUGGAGGCACUCUACUUCAUGCUGGUUCAUGUAUGAGUCGAAUGCUGCUCCUUCAGCAAUGGUUAAUUUGCAGAGUUCCAUCUCCCGACUGAUAUCCUGAAUACCGCUCAACACGUUGUCGAUCUGAGCAAGUGUUUGUUCCGCUUUUUGUUUCCAACGCAGUUGCUGAUCAAACUGAACCCAUCUUUCCAAGUACUUCUCCUCCUCUCCAACGGCUGCCUUGAGUAUGGUUAAAGGCUGGUCGGCCAAAGCUAUAACGCUAAGGCGAAACCGCCGUCCAACACCCGAGUGCUGAAUUGAAACAACGCCGGAUGAGUACCGUAAUAUUGCAGAAUAAACGCGAACGAUGGCAUUGCAUACUUUGUCCUUUGUAUCGGGGUCGGUGGUGCUACUCCAUAGGCAAUGACUCUCAAUGAAAGCACACCGACUCAGCACAUCCGCAAGGAACCCUGAGGCUUGGAAAAUUGAUGCCUGUAGGUCCUGGUGAUUUUGUAUCAUGUUUAACCCCACUGAUAUAAUGCCCCAGAUUUUCCCUGCAUACCCCGUAGGAUCACAGCCAACGGCAGCACCGAUAAUAUCUUGGAAGGAUAAUGUCGCACUGACUAUUUUGAGUGCAGAGUCUCGAACAUUGAUAUUAUCUCCCUUUGACCUUUUAAUCUUCAGUCCUUUCCUUUGGUAUUCAUCGUACCGCUUUUUGGUCGUCUCUAUAACAGUAUUUACCACGUCCGCCAUCUCAGGGUGGGGAUUGUCCUCGUUGGGCGUGUCAAGAAGUGCCAGCUUGCGUUGAUCAUCAGGAUCCAAUUUGGCAAAGGCAGCUUGCCACAGAUCUAGCGAGCUCCGCUGAGGUUCAUUUUGGCUAUCUUCAAUCGCAGAGUUGGCAUUAGUGCUAACAGACGGCGCACUUGUCUCUGGGAGUGUCACAGUCACAUUAGAUUUAUCAGUAUCUGAUUGUGGGU